Molecule: messenger RNA, 2274 nt
Organism: Strigops habroptila (Kakapo)
Lineage: Eukaryota; Metazoa; Chordata; Aves; Psittaciformes; Psittacidae
Gene: OCIAD1
Product: OCIA domain containing 1
Exons: 8
Coding region: 1093-1857 (254 amino acids)
Cellular component (GO): endosome
Source: RefSeq, a predicted model, not a curated record
UGCUACAGCCAUCAGACAGUAGCAAUUUAAGCCUCUUCUCUGGAAUUCCAGUGUGACGAGACAAUGGCUCACUCCAGGAAAGGCUUAAAGGGAGUGGUGCAUUCCAGGCAAGCAGAGGCAUAUCAGGAUAUGGUGAAUUCAAGCCACAGUACUGAAUGUUUACAAGAAAAUGCCACAGCACACACUGCACUAUCAGAAACUUCUUUUUACUUGUUCCUCAGCUUUUCCGAGUUCCUGAUAGACUGCAAGCAUCCACCAUUUCUGCCACUCUAGCAGUGUUAGCUAGAGGCAAGCACAGACUCCUAAUCACCCACUUCAGGAUAAUCCCAACCACCAAACCUCUGCCACUUUCAAGCUCAGACAGUUGCCCAGCAGGUCCUUGCUUGGUCCCAAUUCAAAUACACCCGGGGGGGGGGGGGGGGCAACAGGCACCCUUCCUCUUCAGUCAGUUCUGGCCACGCAUCUUCAGCAACCGGAUAACCUACCUAUUGGAAACAUAUCUAUACUUAAGGGAGGCACGGGUGCACGGGUGGAUAAAACCUUUUUGCUACCAUUUACCAAAGCCAAGAAGCACCAACACGGGUAUUAACACGGCACAGAGCGGACCCAGCCGCGCAAGGGUUACCUUUAAAGGACCGUCCACCCCUGAAGCAGUGCCUGCUCUCAAACACCAUUACAGGCUGGCAUUCUUUAAGCAGGCAGGAAACAAGAUAAGGUGCAGGAAGGAAACAUUCUCGACUGAAAUGAACGCUCUGAGCCUCAGCUGCUGCCCCUCGGUCCUUCCCCCGCUCUCCCUCUCUCCCUCAGCCUUCCUGGCCAGAACGCACCGCUGCUGAGCCCGAACACACACCAGGCGCCGCGUUCACCAGCAGCGGCCUGGGGGCAGCACCGCGGCCCGCCCCGAGGCCCGCCCCGACACACCUCCCCCGGGGAAAGGCCGCGGAGCCCUCGUCCCAGCCCCAGGCGGGAGCCCCGGCGGGGCCCAACGGGGGCGCCCCGGCCGCGCGCCGCCGCCACGCAUGCGCGCGGGACCAGCAGCGUCGCGGGGAUUUCCGGGUCAGCGGUGGCUCGCGCUGCCCUCCCCGCCCCGCCAUGGAGGCCGGGCCGGGCCCUGGCGGCGGGGAGCUCGGCGACACGGCCGAGAGGGAACUACCUAAGCCUUAUGUGCCGACAGAGGAGGAGAGAAGACUCCUUAAGGAAUGUGCUGAAGAGAGUGCCCGGUAUAGAGCUUUUCCUCUGGCUGCAGUGAGCAUGCUUGGUACCAGCUUCUUAAUUAAGAAAGGCAUUCUAAGAGACAGCUCAAGAUUUGGCUCCUUUGUAAAAGUUGCAUUUGCUGGAGUAUGUGGAUACAUGGCUGGGAAGAUUUCCUACUUGCCAAUCUGCAGUGAGAAAUUUAAGCAGCUGAAGGAUUCCCCGAUAGGAGACGUUCUACGACAAGCUCAGAGGCAUAGUUCACCUAUCCGUUCCAGUCGGAAAUCUGAAUUUUCAGACAUGCCUCCUCAGUCAUAUGCUGAAUCUUCUUCUCCCAGAGCUGGAUACCCACUUCCUUCUAGCUAUUCAGAUGAUUAUAGUUCAACAGAUAGAGCCCUCUCCAGUUAUGAACCCGUUCCUUUCAGUGCUUCCCUGAAUGAAUCCUCACCUACAGGAAUUACUGAUUAUGCUGCUCAAGAUCCUGCUCCAAUUCCAGAAGAAAGUCGUAAAAAAAAAGGCAUCACAUAUGAGGAAUUAAGGAAUAAACACAGAGAGACAUAUGAGGUAAUGCUACCACCAAAGGCAGAAACUCCAAGCAAGUUUUCACAGGAAAAACCAGCUAAGGAAGUUAAAGUAAAUAAAUACGGAGAUACCUGGGAUGAGUAAGAGCUGAAUGAAGAACUGAAGAGAAUGAUCUCCUGUCAGCUAACUUGAACUUCAUCUAGAUUAGUCACAAGUAUGAGCAUCUUUGGUGUCUUCUGCCAGGCACAGCUCUUAAUAAAUGAGGAGAAAAUCCUGACUUGCCAGAAGAUUAAAAAAAGAAAGCAAGCAUUUAGGCUUAAUGUUUUUUUUUUUUUAAUUUUGCAUAAAUGGCAAGCGAGGCUAUUGUGAGGUGUCCUGACUAUAAACCAUUUGUGCUACUGUUGAAGAGUGAAAAGGGUAACUCACAAUAACGAAUAUAAAUGCAUAGCAGAGGGUAAAAAUGUAUGUAAAUAAAUGCAAUCACGUGUAUUGGGAAGGGGGAAAAAUCAGAAUCUUCUCAAAUUUCCAAGACUUGCAUUAAAAGUUGCCUGUAGACUCGCC